GAUGGAGGUGACCUGCCUUCUACUUCUGGUGCUGCUCCCCUUCCACUGCCGGGGACAAGGAGUCUACGCUCCAGCCCAGGCUCAGAUCGUACAUGCAGGCCAGGCGUGCGUUGUGAAGGAGGACAACAUCAGCGAACGCGUCUACACCAUCCGGGAGGGGGACAUCCUCGUGCUGCAGUGCCUUGUCACCGGGCACCCUCGGCCCCAGGUGCGGUGGACCAAGACAGCAGGCAGCGCUUCUGACAAGUUCCAGGAGACUUCGGUGUUCAACGAGACGCUGCGCAUCGAGCGCAUCGCGCGCACGCAGGGCGGCCGCUACUACUGCAAGGCCGAGAACGGCGUGGGCGUGCCCGCCAUCAAGUCCAUCCGCGUGGACGUGCAGUACCUGGAUGAGCCGGUGCUGACGGUGCACCAGACGGUGAGCGAUGUCCGAGGCAACUUCUACCAGGAGAAGACGGUGUUCCUGCGCUGUACUGUCAACUCCAACCCGCCAGCCCGCUUCAUCUGGAAGAGGGGCUCUGACACCCUGUCCCACAGCCAGGACAAUGGGGUGGACAUCUAUGAACCCCUCUACACCCAGGGGGAGACCAAGGUCCUGAAGCUGAAGAACCUGCGGCCCCAGGACUAUGCCAGCUACACCUGCCAGGUGUCUGUACGCAAUGUGUGUGGCAUCCCAGACAAGGCUAUCACCUUCCGGCUCACCAACACCACGGCACCACCAGCCCUGAAGCUGUCUGUGAACGAAACUCUGGUGGUGAACCCUGGGGAGAAUGUGACGGUGCAGUGUCUGCUGACAGGCGGUGAUCCCCUACCCCAGCUGCAGUGGUCCCAUGGGCCAGGCCCACUGCCCCUGGGUGCUCUGGCCCAGGGUGGCACCCUCAGCAUCCCUUCAGUGCAGGCCUGCGACUCUGGCUACUACAACUGCACAGCCACCAACAAUGUGGGCAACCCUGCCAAGAAGACCGUCAACCUGCUGGUGCGAUCCAUGAAGAACGCCACGUUCCAGAUCACCCCAGAUGUGAUCAAAGAGAGUGAGAACAUACAGCUGGGCCAGGACCUGAAGCUGUCGUGCCAUGUGGAUGCAGUGCCCCAGGAGAAGGUGACCUACCAGUGGUUCAAGAAUGGCAAGCCAGCACGCAUGUCCAAGAGGCUGCUGGUGACCAGAAACGACCCUGAGUUGCCCGCCGUCACGAGCAGCCUAGAGCUCAUUGACCUGCAUUUCAGCGACUAUGGCACCUACCUGUGCGUGGCGUCCUUCCCAGGGGCACCAGUGCCCGACCUGAGCGUCGAGGUCAACAUCUCCUCUGAGACAGUGCCGCCCACCAUCAGCGUGCCCAAGGGCAGGGCCGUGGUGACCGUGCGCGAGGGCUCGCCCGCCGAGCUGCAGUGCGAGGUGCGCGGCAAGCCGCGGCCGCCGGUGCUCUGGUCCCGCGUGGACAAGGAGGCUGCGCUGCUGCCCUCGGGGCUGCCCCUGGAGGAGACCCCAGACGGCAAGCUGCGGCUGGAGCGUGUGAGCCGCGACAUGAGUGGGACCUACCGCUGCCAGACGGCUCGCUAUAAUGGCUUUAACGUGCGUCCCCGCGAGGCCCAGGUGCAGCUGAACGUGCAGUUCCCGCCGGAGGUGGAGCCCAGCUCCCAGGAUGUGCGCCAGGCGCUGGGUCGGCCCGUGCUCCUGCGCUGCUCGCUGCUCCGAGGCAGCCCCCAGCGCAUCGCCUCUGCCGUGUGGCGCUUCAAAGGGCAGCUGCUGCCUCCGCCGCCCGCCGUCUCCGUCCCCGCCGAGGCCCCUGACCACUCCGAGCUGCGCCUCGACGCCGUCACCCGCGACAGCAGUGGCAGCUACGAGUGCAGCGUCUCCAACGACGUGGGCUCGGCGGCCUGCCUCUUCCAGGUCUCGGCCAAAGCCUACAGCCCGGAGUUUUACUUCGACACCCCCAACCCCACCCGCAGCCACAAGCUGUCCAAGAACUACUCCUACGUGCUGCAGUGGACCCAGAGGGAGCCUGAUGCCGUCGACCCUGUGCUCAACUACAGACUCAGUGUCCGCCAGUUGAAUCAGCACAACGCCGUGGUGAAGGCCAUCCCAGUGCGGCGCGUGGAGAAGGGACAGCUGCUGGAGUACAUCCUGACGGACCUCCGCGUGCCCCACAGCUACGAGGUCCGCCUCAUGCCCUACACCACCUUCGGGGCUGGUGACGUGGCCUCCCGCAUCAUCCACUACACGGAGCCCAUCAACUCUCCCAACUUGUCAGACAACACCUGCCACUUUGAGGAUGAGAAGAUCUGUGGCUACACCCAGGACCUGACAGACAACUUUGACUGGACACGGCAGAAUGCCCUUACCCAGAACCCCAAACGUUCUCCCAACACCGGUCCCCCCACUGACAUCACUGGCACCCCAGAGGGCUACUACAUGUUCAUUGAGACGUCAAGGCCCCGGGAGCUGGGGGACCGUGCGCGGCUGGUGAGUCCCCUCUACAACGCCAGCGCCAAGUUCUACUGCGUCUCCUUCUUCUACCACAUGUAUGGGAAGCACAUCGGCUCCCUCAACCUCCUGGUGCGGUCCCGGAACAAAGGGGCCCUGGACACGCACGCCUGGUCCCUCAGUGGCAAUAAGGGCAAUGUGUGGCAGCAGGCCCAUGUGCCCAUCAACCCCGGCGGGCCCUUCCAGAUUAUUUUUGAGGGGGUUCGAGGCUCAGGCUACCUGGGGGAUAUCGCCAUAGAUGACGUCACACUGAAGAAGGGAGAGUGUCCCCGGAAGCAGAUGGAUCCCAAUAAAGUGGUGGUGAUGCCGGGCAGUGGAGCCCCCCGCCGGCCCUGCCCGCAGCUCUGGGGGCCCAUGGCCAUCUUCAUCUUGGCGUUGCAGAGAUGAUGAGAGCUGCAUAGCCCCCCCACCCCGCCCCUGGCACACCAAAGUGUCCACAUCGUACCAAAGACUGACCCCCGCCAGCCGGGGUGCCCAGGGGCAGGGCUGGCCCGCCAGGGAGGGGCCCUGCGUUGGCUGCGAGGAUGAGCAGAGAACAAGGACAGAGGCCCGGCGCUGAGGCUCUGGAGACGGUUGUUCGACACAUGCACACACACACCCCCACACUCACACACACAGAGAUAUAUUAAAGCACAAGUUUCUAUCCGACCUGCCAGCACCUUCUUUACUGCGGAGACAGGGGACUCGUCUGAAUGGCAUCCGCUACCCCAGGGACCUCGGCACCAUGUAGGCCUUGUCCUGGCUGCACCUGUGGUGUGUUUCUGCCCUUCCCCGUCCCUAACUCAAGGCUCAGCUCCAGCCAGUGGCUUUACUUGAAGAAGCCAGAAGGGGAGCAGCCGUGGGAGCCCCACCCUUGGCCGGACUCUGGGACUCCCUGGGAUAGGGGAGGCCAGAGUCAGAGGGGGCCAGAUGGAUCUUUGUGAGCUCUGUGAAUGUCCCCGUGCAGGGGACGACGAGGGAGGUGAGGCACCUGCUGCAUGCAACUCUGCUCCCAAGGCGAGGGCUGGAAGGUGAGACCCCAGGUCACCCUGACCUCUUCCUGGGAUGUCAUAUUCCCCCCUCACUGUGCCCCUUCCAAGGGACCCAGCACAAGGUCUUGGGCCUGGGCAGUCUGAAGACUGCCACCUCCCCCCACCCCAUCCCACCCCACUCCACCUCGCAAGCAGCUGGAUUUCUGAGAGCACAGUCCCUGCCCUAGUCGGCUGGCCUCACCUCAGCCCUGGCUGCAUCUCCGAGGAGCAGGGGAGUAGUGGCAAGGCGAUGUUCUGGAGUGAGGCUUGACUUUGAGAGGGGCAGAGGAGAAGGCCUGCUUUCUGGAUUUCACACCUGCAUAUCGGACACUGAAUUUGGCAGCAGAGAGGAGCCUCCAUUUCUUAUAUACUUGGCAGGAGGGGAUGCCCUGGGUAGGAGGGGGUGUGUAGGGGGUGCCCUCCCCCCUCCACUGCACUCUCUAGUUGUCUGUUCCCUUCCCGCCCAGGGUCAGUGAAGGAGGAGGGGUUUGUAGAGCUGCGGGUGGGGGUGGGGCAGUUGCUGGUGCCCAUGUGCCCUGGGAGCUGAGCCUCAUGCCCGGAGCUGUGAAAGGGCUCCCUGUCCUUGGGUCCUGGGCUGGAGCCUGAGAGGGGCGUGAUGGGGUCUAGACCUCUCCUCCUCAACAUCACCUCUGAGCCCAGCACCCAGCGGUCCAUGGGAGAGAGAAGGCCCAGCCCCUCCCAGGAUGAGUCUUCACGCAUGUGUGCAUGUGGCCGUGUGUCUGUGUGUGUGCAUGCACAUGUGUGCAUGUGUGUGGGCUCGACUGUGUGUGUGUAGCACUAUGGGUACAUCUCUGGGCAGGAGUGUGUGCAAAUAUGAGUUUGUGUGUGCAAUGAUCCAUACCUAUCUGUGAGGCUGCUCUACACUUCCUCUCUGUGAGUACCUGUGUAUGUCAGCAUGCGUGUCCGUCUUCAUGAGUGACGUGAAUGUGGGGUGCUGGCCAAAUGUACCACUUCUAGCCCUAUCCUGUAGUUCCAGGCUGCCUGCCACCGCCUGGAUUUCCACCUUUUGUCCCCUGUGGAUGACAAGGAGCUCACAGAUGACCCUAUUGAAAUGCAAGCGCCUUUGGUGGGGGGUGUCACAGGGGUCCUCCUGGAGCAUUUGGUGGGACAGCUGCAGAGAAUAGGCAGCACUGCGAUGCCAGGAGGCAGGCAGGGAACCAAAGCAAACGCCACCCAUCUCAGCGCUCUGCCAGGCCUGCGUGAUCAUCACCACCAACAGCUGGUGGGUGGCCGGGCCAGGGCUGGAGCCGGGCCUCUGACACCCAACCAGCCUGGCUGCCUUCCUGGCCCAGCCAAGGCCUCUGUCCCAAAUGAGUGGCUCCAGGUUCCCAGAGUAUGCGUCCAUCACGUCUGCCAGGCAUUCUUCCUUAAUUGUCCCAUCUGUGCAGGGUCUGUUGCCCCAACUAGACUGUGAGCUCCUCCUCUGAGCCUUCCAACCCUCUCUCCUCCCCCUCCCCCGCCCCCACGCCCAGCACAGGUGGGCCUGUUAUGGAAAUGGCUCGGCGGGCUUUGCCCAGUGGAAUGGAUUAUAUAAUUAAGUGGUUCCCAGCCCUGGCUGCAGAGUAGGACCACAGAGGUUCCCUUAGAAAGCACUGAUGCUUGGGUACCACCCCAGAGCUCCUGAUUUAAUUGGACUAGAGUGCAGCCUGGCACGAGAAAUGUUUAAAAGCGCCUCAGGAGAACCUGAGAGUGGGAACCACUGGCCUAUCGCCUGCUGGAUGCUUCCUCUGUCCCCUCGCUGGAGUGGGUGCCUGAGAUCCAGAGAUGAGUAGCCCGGAGUGCUUCCUCCUUGGGGCUCCAUGGCACCCUAUGCCUACUGCCCUCAGAUGACCUUUGAAUACGUCUGUCCCCCGCCCUGGCUGCUCCGUGAUGGGGACCCCGUCUCUCCUGUUCACCUCCAUAUCUGCAGAGCCAGACAGAAAGGCGCUCAGCAUAUGUCCGCUGAGCUGAGCUGAACCGCGCACACGCAGCCCCUGAGCUCCUGGUCUGUUUGGAGAGAGGCGACAUGGUCACAUGGACAAAGAGUGACAGGGAGCACUGCCAGGGAGAGGUCACAGUGGGCCAGGGGCAGCCCCAGUUUGAAGGAGGCUUGAGCUGGGCUAACACGGUGUGCCUGAGUGAGAUGCUGAGAUCCUUGAUCCUCGUGUGCAGAUGGGUGAGGUUGAUGCGCGUGCCUGUGUGUGCUGGCAGGUCUGCAGGGGAUGUGGGUGUCAGUGUGUGCUAACACUAGCAGUGUGUGGUGUGAGCGCCUAGGGCUGUGCCAGUCUGUGUGUUUGUGUGUGUGUCAGGGAGUCUGUGAGGAAUGAGUGUCUUUGUGUGUCCCUGGGUGAUUUGUGUGACAGUGUUUGUGUGUGCCUGUGAGUCAGCACCUCUGUGUCAGUGUCACCUGUGCCGUGUGUGUCUUUCUGUGCCAGUGGGUGUCAGCGUCUGUGUGUUGGUAGGUGGACCACGAAGACCCCCAGCCCUGGGGAGACCAGGCUGGCUGGAUCCAGUGCAUCUCCCCAGUGGCAGUCUUGCCCUCUGGGUCAGGGUGGCUGAGGCAUUUUGUGGCCUUAAAAUGGGGAGUCUAGCCCUCAGGGUGUUGGGGUCCCUCCACCCCUGUCCCCUCCAGGUUGGUGUCUAGGGGAGAAAGGGACUCUGAGGGCCAGUGCUGUACAGGUAGGAGAGGGGGAAUCUCAGCCUGGCUGUCGUUCCCCUGAGACCACAGCCAGUCACCUGGGGGGCGGAGCUAAGUCUGCAGAGCAAGCCCCUCCUCCCAGGAUGCUCCUCCAUCUUCACCCUCUCUGGGGUGGCCCUGACACCUCUGUCCCGUUCGUUCUCCUUUCUCCCUGUGCUCCGUGAACACCCCUGGCUCGGCUGUCAGUCCUGGGAAGGGCCUCAGAGGUCUGAACCCGUCACAGCAUAAAUGAGGAAGGUGAAGC
Diceros bicornis minor is the source of this 6434-nucleotide messenger RNA. RefSeq names its product MAM domain containing glycosylphosphatidylinositol anchor 1 (gene MDGA1). NCBI's taxonomy places the organism in Eukaryota, Metazoa, Chordata, Mammalia, Perissodactyla, Rhinocerotidae. Gene Ontology annotation, molecular function: protein binding. Bases 2 to 2869 code for a protein of 955 amino acids. The record is from RefSeq and is a predicted model, not a curated record. Gene Ontology annotation, biological process: homophilic cell-cell adhesion. Gene Ontology annotation, cellular component: plasma membrane. The transcript has 17 exons.